GAGCCCGGGGCCGCCAUGGACUCGCGGGUGUCGGAGCUGUUCGGCGGCUGCUGCCGCCCGGCGGGCGCCGCGCUUCGAGGGCGCGGGGGGGCCGCUCCCGGCACCGGCACCGGCGGCGGCUGCGGGGGGAGCGGCGGCGGCGGCGGCGGCUCGAAGGCGAAGAAGAAAAGCGGGCGGAGCCGGGGGGGGAAGGCCAACAACCCGCCGUACCUGCCGCCGGAGGCAGAAGAUGGGAACAUCGAGUACAAGCUAAAGCUAGUGAACCCCUCGCAGUACCGCUUUGAGCACCUGGUGACGCAGAUGAAGUGGCGACUACAGGAAGGCCGCGGUGAGGCUGUCUAUCAGAUCGGUGUGGAGGACAACGGGCUGCUGGUGGGCCUCUCAGAGGAGGAGAUGCGCGCCUCGCUCAAGACGCUGCGCCGUAUGGCAGAGAAGGUUGGGGCUGACAUUACGGUGCUGCGGGAGAGGGAGGUGGAUUAUGACAGCGACGUUCCAAGGAAGAUAACAGAGGUGCUCGUCCGAAAGGUGCCUGACAACCAACAGUUCUUAGACCUGCGAGUGGCUGUGUUGGGGAAUGUGGACUCAGGGAAAUCAACCCUGUUGGGUGUCCUAACACAAGGAGAGCUGGACAACGGACGGGGCCGAGCACGUCUCAACCUCUUCCGGCAUCUCCAUGAAAUCCAGUCAGGAAGAACAUCAAGCAUCAGUUUUGAAAUUCUCGGCUUCAACAGCAAAGGAGAGGUGGUAAAUUACAGUGACUCCCGAACAGCAGAAGAGAUCUGUGAGAGUUCCUCCAAGAUGAUCACUUUCAUUGACCUGGCUGGCCACCACAAGUACCUGAAAACAACCAUCUUUGGCCUCACCAGCUACUGCCCGGAUUUUGCUAUGCUGGUGGUUAGCGCCAACACCGGCAUUGCAGGCACAACACGAGAGCACUUGGGCUUGGCCAUGGCCCUCAAGGUCCCCUUCUUCAUUGUCAUCAGCAAAGUUGACUUGUGUUCAAAAGCCACCGUGGAACGGACAGUGAAGCAGCUGGAGCGAAUUCUGAAGCAGCCGGGCUGCAACAAGCUCCCCCUGCUUGUCACCUCAGACGAUGAUGCUGUUACAGCAGCACAGCAGUUUGCACAGUCUCCCAACAUCACCCCAAUCUUCACACUGUCCAGCGUUUCUGGGGAGAACCUGGAUCUCUUGAAAGUCUUCCUCAACAUCCUUCCUCCACUGACCAACAGUAAAGAGCAGGAGGAACUAAUGCAACAACUCACAGAGUUUCAGGUUGAUGAAAUUUAUACUGUGCCAGAGGUGGGGACUGUUGUGGGCGGAACUCUGUCGAGUGGGAUCUGCCGAGAAGGGGAGAGCCUGGUGGUCGGUCCCACUGACGACGGGAAGUUCCUCCGGCUGAAAGUGUGCAGUAUCCAACGCAACCGCUCGGCCUGCCGCGUGCUGCGGGCUGGCCAGGCAGCCACGCUGGCCCUCGGACCUUUCGACCGCUCCCUGCUGCGCAAGGGCAUGGUCAUGGUGAGCCCCGAAAUGAACCCCACCAUCUGCUCAGUGUUUGAAGCUGAGAUUGUGCUGUUGUUCCAUGCCACGACUUUCCGGAAGGGGUUUCAGGUGACAGUGCACGUGGGGAACGUGCGGCAGACGGCUAUCGUAGAGAAGAUCCAUGGUAAGGACAAGCUGCGGACAGGAGAGAAGGCCGUUGUCUGUUUCAGAUUCAUCAAGCAUCCUGAGUACUUGAAGAUAGGAGCCAAGCUGCUUUUCCGUGAAGGAGUCACCAAAGGCAUCGGGCAUGUCACUGACCUCCAAGCCAUCACCACCAAAGAAAACGGCCUGGAGGAGUCCUUGGGGCCUGGGCAGCUGAACUUCUGACUACCACUAGGUCAGAGAGAUCUCCGCUCACCACCGACCGGGGAGAAGGAUGGAAGCUCCCGUGGCUCUCCGAGUGAUGCCUGGAGCUGCUGCUGUCCGGUUCUAGCAUGGGUGUCCCUCCUCCACACUGUGGGAUGGAGCCUCGGAGAGUUUCUCGCGUUCAGCGCCGUACGAGGGGCAAGUUAAGCACGUUCUCCGCAUCGCCUGCUGCUUUCAUUACCCUGCCCUCCUUCAGAAUAGAUCAGAGGCACCUGCAGACCUGGGCAGGCAAGUUCUGGCUUUGUUUACUGUUUGAAAAUUACUGGUUGGGAGGAGCAGAACCCUUGGAGACGAGCAGUGAAGGGAUGUUUUUCCAUCUCUCAUACGGGAUCUGGCCCCAUUCCAGCUCUCCGAGCACUGGGUUAACACAGCACUUUCUUGAGUGAUCCUGCAGCGCAUCCCUCCAGGCGGAGGGGAUGGAAGAGGCCCUGCUUCCCGCAGCAGGGUCUUGCUCGAACCUCUCAAAACGCAUUCAGGACACUUUUUAACCGUUUUAAUCUUGGUUGGCUUUAAUCUGCUGUACGUCCCUUCGUAUGUUGGUUUUGCAUUACUCCAAGCUGAGCGUCUGACUGUCGGGCAGGCGUCCUGUCCUGUCCUGUCCCCGCGCACGUGUUGGCACUCCGUCAGCAUCCCGCCUUCUGACUCGAAGGAAGCUGCGGCUGCUCUGCGUGGCGCAGCCUCCUGACCGAACGGCGCGAAGACGGCGUUCGCACUUGCAUCUGCUCCUCGCAGCAGCAGAGCAGGAGGCUGUGUUGUGGGGCAGAGCGGGGCCCGGGCCUGUGCUGGCACGGGCAGGUUGUUCCCGAGGACGUCCGGUGCCGUCAGCGCGUUGGCAGCAGUGGUUUGCAGUGGGCUCCCUGGUGUGGCGGUUCCAGGGCCCAGCCCAGCUCGCUGCUCCUCACACGCUUGCCUUAAUGUGUGGGGGCAGGCUGCGUCGCUAACACCAAACAAGGUGACUUCUAUUUAGCUGUGAUUUGACAGUGGCGUGAAUUUCUUUCUUUUUCUCCUCAAGAAAGACUUUAUUUUUUCCCUUGCCACUGGGGCUUGUUGUGAGCGGAAAGCUGGUGAUGCCAGCGAGGACUCUGUGCGCGAAAAGUGGAGCGCUUCUGUUUUUCACUCGCUGUCGCGCAGCUCCCGUGUGUGUGGCAGUUCCUCCAGGCCCUGCUAGCCUGGAGGCUGCAGCAGGGGCUGCCGAGCUGUACAUAGGCUUUUGGUUUUGCUGUUGACUGUUAGAUCAUGUGGGUCAGCCACGAGCACCAGCCCUUCAGCCCGCCUCGUCGUGUGACGCGGUGGCUUGCCAGCCCUGGCUGAGGAGAAGGGAGAGGGCCUGCAAUAGCACACGGACGCCCACAUAGCUCUUCCACCCUCCCGAAAGCAAGGUCUGCAUCCGGGCUGCUGGCACAGGCAGCGUGCGCAGGGCUGGGCGGCCCGUGCUGAUCGGCGGAUGUCGCAAAGGGACGCUCUCCGUGUGUCAGCUCUUGGGGGAGGCAAGGGUGGUGGCACCCGGCCAAGAGCGUGCUGAGGUGCGGGGAAGCCGGUGGGAUGGCGGCGUAUACGGAGGGGCGAGGAGGCAGCCCAGCAGUGACAGGACGCGUUACCUGCCUUUUGGGAGGCGCGCUGAGCCAGCUGCAAGCCUGCCUCCCGCCCUUCGGCCCAGCAGAGAGACGGCAGCUGCUGGCUCAGGGUCACUGCUCGCACAGGAUCCCUCUGUGCUCCCACCCCGGGUGUUACGGGGGCGCGGUCCUUCACCCGUGCCCCAGCUGGCGGCGGGCCCCUGCCUUUGGUGCUAGAGGCUCCCGCAGAAAGCUGCCCUGCGUGGGGGGGGUGAUGCCAGCUGUCGGCAGCAGCCCCGGGCAGGCGUGGGGGUGCUGCAACCUUCUCUGGAACAGCUGAUGGCUGGGCUCAGCUCGUCCCUGCCGUCUGCGGCCUGACUGUUCUGGGUGCCAUGCUCUUCGUAACUGCUGGUUUGUCGUCUUGAAAUUUUCUAAUGCUGGGGCUCGUCCGUGUUCCCCAAGCACCUAUACAUAAAUGUACAGAAUAAAGAUGUUUUAUGGAGA
Cygnus olor (mute swan) is the source of this 3962-nucleotide messenger RNA. It is a transcript of the gene GTPBP2, whose product is annotated as GTP binding protein 2. Gene Ontology annotation, biological process: translational elongation. The coding region runs from base 16 to 1866 and encodes 616 amino acids. NCBI's taxonomy places the organism in Eukaryota, Metazoa, Chordata, Aves, Anseriformes, Anatidae. The record is from RefSeq and is a predicted model, not a curated record. Gene Ontology annotation, molecular function: GTP binding; translation elongation factor activity; GTPase activity. The transcript is spliced from 12 exons.